Penicillium expansum is the source of this 858-nucleotide messenger RNA. RefSeq lists its product as uncharacterized. Bases 1 to 858 code for a protein of 285 amino acids. The transcript has a single exon. The record is from RefSeq and is a predicted model, not a curated record. Lineage: Eukaryota; Fungi; Ascomycota; Eurotiomycetes; Eurotiales; Aspergillaceae.
AUGUCAGACUUCAAAACGACCUCCGAGGGGCUCGAGGAGAUCUCUCGCCUCAGCCUCAUAUCUUUCGCUCCAGCAGAAGCAAUCAUCACCGAUGUGAAGCACCUGGCGUCUUACAAUUGGAUCGAAGCAUCCACACCCACCAUUGCUGUCCCGGGUAGCCCAGCUCAGUGGUCCGCUCCACUAGGGCCCCGUCAAGUGAAGAAAGAUAGCGGCCUUGUGUAUAUUUCUCAGAAUGCCGCUCGACACCCGGACAGUCCUCUAGAACCGUUAUUCCGCUCCCUUUACAUCGAGCACCCCUCGUUCGACAUAAACUCAAUCGACAUUGUGACCGACCGAAACAAUAUUCGUAAGCUUCUGUCAUUUGUCAAGCCGGCUCUGAGCAAAAAUGGUCUCGAUGCAUUCACUAUCCAGGUGGAUAUGACUGCUCAGACUGCAAUCUUCUCCCGUGACGAGACAGCAACCUACGAAGUUAUUAGGCCAGGCGAAUUUCGGGGCUUUGGGCAUGAAUUCGAAAAAGCAUUUACGAUCCCUCAGGUCAAAGGCAGUACUGGGCACUAUCGCAUAAUUUCAUACCGGCUAGGUGGUCUGAGUUUUCUCGUGCGCCAUGAGACAGACGGAUAUGUGAAAGAUUUGAAAUCCAGUGUAAAGGAUAAAAAAUCAACAGGGGACGAUCUUGUCGACAUCUUAAACUCCUUAUCCCUCACGCCGAAAACCACCCAUAUAGAAGAGCCCUCCGUUAAAUCCAAGUUGACUAUCAAGAAGGAAGGUCAGAUAGUAUCACGGGAAUCGACCCUAGAGAUCAAAACUAGAGUUUUCCACAAAUCUCUAGAGCUAACAGAAGUUGGGGCUCAGCUCUAG